UUCGUAGUCAAAUUAUUUUGAUCUGAGGGGAAACAUAUACUGAGCAAACUAUGAAGCAAGCAUAUAUUAUACUUUUUAAUUUUAUACACUGUCUGGUGGUAAAUCAGGCCACUAUUGACCCACCUCCAUACCAGAUUGACCCGUUGUUGCUUUCAAACCAAGCGAAUACCUUGUCAGCCUAUCCCGUUAGCAUUGAUUAUCUUGGCACUGGCUACAACUUGCAAUACGGAAAUCCACACGGAAGCCCGAUAACCGCUGGACGAGACCCAGGUCUAAGGCCAACAUGGAAGGUCUUUGAUUGGACGUUCGAAGAGCAUGGUUCGACACCAGAUCAGGUCACCUUCGUUCCGGGAUCAAGCUGUUCAUCCGAACUGUCUCUAGAGCUGUAUCACAAUGCUUACGCGUAUGCAUCCACAUUGGAAAAAGAAGUUACGUUCUCAGUCGGUGCUCGUUACAAAUAUGGGAAGACCAAGUUCAGUCAUAGCAACUAUUACAAAGAAACGUCUGCAUCCAUGGGAUCGAAUACUAACCUUUAUUAUGAAGAGAACACAUUGUGUUACCUUGGCGAGGCGCAGCUAAUGACAGUGGACGCGCAUUUUAAGAAAUUUCCACUGGAAGACACUUUCGUUGCACGUGUCAAUCGGCUUCCAACAUUGUACUCAACGAACAAUACGGAUUACAUGCUUUUCAUACAUGAUUAUGGAACUCAUGUCCUGAGUUUUGUGUUUAUGGGAACGAGAGAAGUGAAGCGAUAUAAAUGGACAAGUUCGGCAUUUGUUGAGUACUCUGCUGAGCAUUAUUCGCCUAGCGUCAGCCUGGGGGGAAGUUACAAAGGUUUCGGAGGUUCAAUUAGUGUCGACAUCGAUAAUGUUAAAGUGACAAUGGACACGGGAUUCAACACUGGCUUUUACGUAGAAACCAUAUCCCUAGGAGAUGAUAACCUUGCCAUGCCUUUUUCGUAUACACUGAUGGGAAUGGAGGAGAUUUUCCAGGAACAGUACUGGCAGUUGAACGAUGACUACGUUAAGGCGGGAAUUUUGUCGGCAGACUUCUACGGCCGGCUUGAUGAAAUGAAACUCAACGUAGAGCAGGCGUUAGCAGACUAUCCAGUUUGGCUAAAGAGCGUUGAUGCAAUUGAAGACGAGUACCUCACAAUUCCAAUUACCUGGCCAGUUGGGGCCUAUGGCUUACCAAAGACCAACACCGGAUGUCCACAGACGCCUGGGUUUACGUUCCACGAAGGGUGGAGAUUUCAAGACGGCGAAAACACUAGAAACGCGGCCUACGGUUCUUCUCCUCUCCAUUUUCCUAGUGGUGCUGCCAGCGAAGACGUGACGCAACAUUUUUGUAUGAAAACUCAAAAUGAGGUUACUGAGUAUGAUAUGUAUUGGCCUAAGGGACAGUACUGUGUAUUCAAACCAUCAACUGGUGCUUGCCCUUUCGGAAUGACAUCUGGGUGGAUCUAUUGGGAUGAUGAAGAUAGUAAAAACAAGAACAGUCUUAGUUCAUCUGUACCGUCCGGUGUAUACGACACAAAUACAAAAAUCGACUAUUGUUGUAGAAUCGACGGUUUCGCUGAAAAUCCCAUCUACCUACCAGUUGAUUCUCCAUUUUAUCUCUUCCCGUAUUCCCACAACUGCCAGUCAGUUGAAGGAAUGAAUGCAAACAUGGAGUUUUACAGAUGGGACGACGAAGAUACGUUCAAUAAUGACGAGGUCAAAGGUUACCAUCCAUAUAGAGAAAUUGAGAACAACAAAAACAACAAAGUGUACUACUGUUACUACACUCCUAAAUAAAUACAUACUUUUAACCGUAUUAAGGUCGAUUUUAACGAAGCAUGAUGCAACAGGGAAAAAAUACAUAGACCUAAUAUUCUUUAUCCAUUUAUUAUCCUUUAUGUAGAUUCACAUUCAAGAAGAUAAUACUAGUUUUAGGGAAAAUAAUAGAUAUAUAACGAUUUCAAGAAACGGUAAUGCACCGAAAUAUGGUAUAUAAAAUAUCAAUCCAUAAAAGAAA
Messenger RNA from Anneissia japonica, 2016 nucleotides. RefSeq lists its product as uncharacterized. NCBI's taxonomy places the organism in Eukaryota, Metazoa, Echinodermata, Crinoidea, Comatulida, Comatulidae. The coding region runs from base 51 to 1796 and encodes 581 amino acids. The transcript has 8 exons. Gene Ontology annotation, cellular component: membrane. Gene Ontology annotation, molecular function: wide pore channel activity. The record is from RefSeq and is a predicted model, not a curated record.